This is a messenger RNA of Cottoperca gobio, 1776 nucleotides long. RefSeq lists its product as uncharacterized. The record is from RefSeq and is a predicted model, not a curated record. The transcript is spliced from 3 exons. The coding region runs from base 106 to 780 and encodes 224 amino acids. NCBI's taxonomy places the organism in Eukaryota, Metazoa, Chordata, Actinopteri, Perciformes, Bovichtidae.
GACAGGGGCACACAAGACGACCACACUCUACAGCCAAACCCUAAUUGUGUGUGCGUGUGUCUGCAUUUUUUCCCCUGACAUGAAGAAGAAGAAAACCAAGUUACCAUGUGGCGCUGUUGGAUGCCCUUCCUCUUGGCCUGGGUGUCCAUGGCAACCCCAAUACUCUGCCAAAGUGGAGAUUGGGGUUCAGGCUUUGACAUCUCCUCGGCUGUAAUGGCCACCAAUGACACAUCUCAGGCAGUUGGUGAUGAGCCUGUGAGGAUAAGAAACAAUCAGGACUGGAUCACAUCAUCAGCUUUCUCACCAUCACCCUCACCCUCACCAACGCUGCAGUAUGAGCCUCAACCGGACAAGUGCUCGGUCCACUUCAGCACCAACGCUGCUACGGCUCGAAGGCUGAAGGCCCAGAAAGAGGAGAUAUCCUAUCUGCAGGCCAUCCAGCAUGGGAACAAGGCAGUGAUGGAGAACUUGGUGGAGUUUGUGGGGGCAGAGGUGGGGGAUCAGAGCUAUGAAGAUGUGAUUAAGGAAAAUGUAAUUGGCAUCCAAGAGGACCACAAGAGUUGCCACGAGGUGGUAGAGAAAGCUGAAGAUGAUAUGGAAAAGCAGCUGGAGGGGGAAGUGUUGGGCGCUGGGAUGCAGAAAAUCAGGGACGAGUCCUUGGCCUUGGAAGACAUGGUCCGUGCUGCAGUGGACAUCGCCAACAGGCUGGACAUCUCCUCACAGGCCCUGCAUGCUUCAUUCACCAAGCAGCUGAAAGACAUUGCCAAAAUUCAUCGCUAAGAACGCGGUGAAAAGAAUUGCUGUGUGUAUGUCAUCCCUCCAACUCGGUGAUGAUGUUUUGGUAACCUUUGUGAGACCCAACAUAAGGGAAGAAAUUGGUGUUCUAUAUUUUAAAUGAAUUUAACUGUAUGAGGAAUCAACAUGGUUUAAAAGAUGACAUAAGUUGAGGGAACACAGCAAAAAACAAUUGUUGAGUAAAAAAAAAACAAGUUUCCUUUUCACUGAAGUCAAAUCCUAUAACCCAUAAAAUAGUAUUUUUCCAUCCAGCCAUUAUUUGUGGAAUUGCGUAAGGUCGAAUGUGGUAACAGUAUGUGGUGCAGGUUUAAGCCAAGUUGAGUGUUUAUGGAUCAAACUAGAUUGGCCAUCAGAGACCAAACAUAAUGGCUCGGCUGGUCUUCUCCAGAAGAAGCUAUAGAUCGGCCAUCUGGUUCCAGGGUGAGGACGGAGGGCAGGAUACGUUUAGGAUGACUAGUGUGUUCCAAUGGACAUAAAAAUAAAAAAUAAAAAUAAAAAGGACAAGACUGCAACCGGGACCGCAUUGUUAUAAAGUAUUGUCAUCUGUUGUUGUCAUCUGUUGCCGAAAACAAUGCAAUAACCUACGGAUGAGGGACGAGAUAUUGUUUAAACAAUUUGACAAUUCCUGAUUGUGAUUAGGAAGAAAUAAGCAGGAAACACACCAUAUAAAAACGCAAUAAAGCUCUUUAAAAGUAGCACCACUGAAUCUGAACAUUGUUUUAAAAAGGAAUACCUGUGAGCUUUCACAUAAAAUGUAAACCUUAGGAUCAGAAAAACCUCUGUGGGUGUCUCAGCUGGAUUCACCCGUUCAAAUGUGAGAAACACACUUUUGUUGUGUAUCCAGCUCUAUUGUGCUAUUCUCUCUCUAACCCUGCCAGGACUUGUGAGAGAGAAUGCUUUCAAUCAUGUUUGAAAUCAUUUUUUUUUUAAAGUGCAAUAUAUGUGUGUACAAUGUAUGAGAGAAACAUGCUUUAUCCAGUA